Messenger RNA from Linum tenue, 1018 nucleotides. The record is from the annotation of a GenBank genome assembly. NCBI's taxonomy places the organism in Eukaryota, Viridiplantae, Streptophyta, Magnoliopsida, Malpighiales, Linaceae.
UCCAGUUACUACGGCAGGCCCGUGUACAGCCCAGGAGCCCCCCAGCACCUCUGCACAGUCGAGAGAUUGAGAAGCUCAAAAAACCUUGCUGAAGAAACCCUAGCUGCCAUUUUCGUAAACUCUCUCAUCUCUGCCACCCACUGUCCAGCGAGCCUUUCACCCGUCGACAGCCAUGGGUAUCGAUUUGAAGGCAGGAGGAAAGAGCAAGAAGACGAAGCGCACAGCCCCAAAGUCCAAUGAUAUCUACCUCAAGCUUCUUGUCAAGCUGUACCGGUUUCUGGUGAGGAGGACUGGGAGCAGCUUCAAUCAAGUGGUAUUGAAGAGGUUGUUUAUGAGCAAGAUCAACAAGCCUCCACUCUCUCUGUCCAGGCUUAUCCGCUUCACUAAGGGAAAGGUUUGGUCGCCUGAGGACAAAAUUGCUGUUGUGGUGGGAACGAUCACUGAUGACAUUAGGACCUAUGAGGUUCCAGCUUUGAAGGUUACUGCCUUGAGGUUCACUGAGACUGCUAGGGCCAGAAUUGAGAAGGCUGGUGGGGAGUGCUUGACAUUCGAUCAGCUGGCUUUGAGAGCUCCUCUUGGCCAGAACACUGUUCUCCUCAGGGGUCCCAAGAAUGCUCGCGAGGCAGUGAAGCACUUUGGCCCAGCUCCUGGUGUGCCUCACAGCCAUAGCAAGCCUUAUGUUAGAUCGAAGGGAAGGAAGUUUGAGAAGGCUAGAGGAAGGAGAAACAGCAGGGGUUUCAGGGUCUAAUUUGUGGGGUGUUUUAGUCUCUCGAACAUGCAAACCUUUCGUGAUGUUUUCUUUAUAGUUCCAAAAUUUGCUAGAACCCUGGGAAUUAAUCAAACAUCUUUUUAUGCUUGCUGUUCAAUAGUUGGAAAUUUUGUUCUUGUUGUCUGCGAUGAACAACAAUGCUUAAUUUUGUCAACUUCGUCAUUACCAUUGCAAGAUUUAUCUUGCCUCUCUCUCUACACCCAUUUUAAGUAGAGAGAUGAACUACAGGCCUGUUACCAUGCCGUUCAU